UGAGGUGACAUGGCAAUUUUGGGUUCUCUGAUUGGUUGAUUUUUCUAUCCUAUGUGGACACCCUCUCCAUGGUUUAUAUCCCCCUUUUAGUAUAGUAUAGAUUUAUUAUACACACAACUGUAAACAAGGUUCUUGGGACUCUCUUCCUCUAGCCCUGCUUGAACCAACAGGUUUGAUGAUGUCGGGGAAAACUAAUAUUUAAACAAAAGACAAGACUAGUGUUAAAAAAAAAAAAAAAAACAAGACUUUGGUUAGAAAAUUAGCAUUGUGGUAUGGUCUCAUUACAAGACAGAUGGGGUCCCACUUCUCUCCUAUACUCUGCUUUCAUCAUCUCUUGUCUCUCUCUCCCCCUCUCUCAAAUAAGACUGAAGAAACCCUAUAUACCCACACUCUCUCUGCUUUUGUCUCCAUAUCGAGUGUGUGUCCUCAAAGCCUCUUCUCUUGGACGGUUCUUUUGAAAAGUCUCUCCCUUUCGAAUUCCUUGACUGACAAUGCGUGGUGGGUCAGAGCUGGAGCUCAGGAAGAGUAAUCUUCCGGCUGAGAGCGACCUGGAGCUGGGGUUAGGACUCAGCCUCGGCGGUGGCGCGUGGAGAGAGCGUGGAAGGAUUCUAACGGCUAAAGAUUUUCCUUCUGUUGGGUCUAAACGAGCCGCUGCUGACUCUUCCUCCUCUCACCAUGGAGCAUCUCCUCCUCGUUCAAGCAGUCAGGUUGUGGGAUGGCCACCAGUGGGGUCACACAGGAUGAACAGUUUGGCUAACAAACAAGCUAUGAAAGCUGAACAAGGAGAAGGAAAAGAAGAGGGCAAGAAGGAAGAUGAGCCUAAAGAUGUCUCAGUGAAGGUAGUUGAGGGUUCAGGGUUUGUGAAAGUGAAUAAGGAUGGAGUUGGUAUUGGAAGGAAAGUGGAUGUGAGAGCUCAUUCGUCUUAUGAGAAUUUGGCUCUGACGCUUGAGGAAAUGUUCUUCGGAAGGACAGGUACUACUUCUGUGGAAAAGUUGAAACCUUUGAGACUUUUAGAUGGAUCAUCAGAGUUUGUUCUCACUUACGAAGAUAAAGAAGGAGAUUGGAUGCUUGUGGGUGAUGUUCCAUGGAGAAUGUUUAUCACUUCGGUGAAAAGGCUUCGGAUCAUGGGAACCUCGGAAGCUAGUGGACUUGCAGCUCCAAGACAUCAAGAACAGAAGUAGAGAGACAAAGAAACAGCCCUGUUUAGCUUCUCUUCAAAAGCUAGCAUUGACAUGGUUUUUUGGUUUGGCAAGUUGCUCAAUAAGUAUACAUAAAAGUUGAAGUUUAGAUUUUGAUAUAUUAAUCCUGUUCGUGUCAGAGAGAAUGGUUUUGAUAUGUAUUUUCUUGCUCUCAUAAUGUAAAUAGUUGAAGCUAUCUAAAUGUGAUAUGAGUUCUAUUUUCU
Molecule: messenger RNA, 1402 nt
Organism: Brassica rapa (field mustard)
Lineage: Eukaryota; Viridiplantae; Streptophyta; Magnoliopsida; Brassicales; Brassicaceae
Product: auxin-responsive protein IAA12
Biological process (GO): regulation of DNA-templated transcription
Cellular component (GO): nucleus
Source: RefSeq, a predicted model, not a curated record